Saccostrea cuccullata (small rock oyster) is the source of this 1548-nucleotide messenger RNA. RefSeq lists its product as uncharacterized. The record is from RefSeq and is a predicted model, not a curated record. Bases 1 to 1548 code for a protein of 515 amino acids. NCBI's taxonomy places the organism in Eukaryota, Metazoa, Mollusca, Bivalvia, Ostreida, Ostreidae. The transcript has 7 exons.
AUGGAAACCCACACAAAUCAGAACAAGUUCUUGUAUGGUUACAGAAAAACUUUCGUGGUUGGUGAUUACAGCCGUUGGAAGACAGAUCGUUCCGAUAAAUUCUCCACCCUGACUGAUGACGAGGUGUUGGUGUUAUUCUGUUUUCUGUGUUCUGACUCCGGUCCUCCUGACUUCACUGAAACAGAGUGGCUGGACUUGCUUAAUGAGAUACGACAGAGAGUGUACGAUAAAUAUAAUCCUGUAACACGUGAGGAAGCACAGCAGACUCUGGACAGACUGAAGUCACGUGAUUACCUUUGGGAAGAUCGGGACAAGAUAACGAAGGACACAAAGGAUGAGACAAUGUAUAGGAUAGCAUCAAAAAAAAGUAAUAUACCAUUCUAUUACAGUAGUUAUGACACAGUCAGUGUGUACCUGAGAUCACAGAGAUACAAGAGAAAACCUGGAGAGAAGUGUAUCAUUAGUGAUGACUGUGAUUACUUACUGAUACUCCGUCUAGAAAUGAAUAUACUGACUCACGUCACCAUGGAGGACACGUAUAUAUAUUCUGAGAUAUACAUGAUGUUUGCUGUGUAUAAAGGUAAAGGAAAAGAGUUUCUAACGGAACUAAGAAGAGAAGGGGAGGCUGUACAUUACAGAGGAAGAUCACAGGACAGAGUAGAUCACGUGACGUGGCUCUGGAGAUACGAGAGACCUGACAUCGUGAUAUCCUUUAUAGGUCUACAUCCACACUGGGACAUUUACAUCAUUGACAACAAAACUUAUAGUAAACCAAGUAAAGUCCAUAGCUAUGAGCCGGAAGUCAGAUGUCAACUUUAUUGUUUAGUUAUAUCUGAUAAAUAUCGGAUUAGUGUCAUUGAACAAUCACAAAAAAUCACAAAGGACAAAAUAAGAAAGAGGUAUUUUCCUGAUAUUACUGAUGAUGGCUCGGUAGAUCCCCCUGAUGGAAUCACAGAAACACGUGAUGGUGUGAUAACCUUUAUAUCAGACGACAUCCGACAUGACGUCAUGUACGCCUUUGUUACGGAGUGUCUGGUGGAGAACAGUGAUCUGGAGUUUUUCUUGACCACGGCAUCACGUGACGUGAUCUCAGAAUACUGUCGGUCCUUUGGUUAUAUUAAUAGGAGGAAGGGAGAGAGAUGUCUGUAUGUACCGGACAAACCGGAGAAGAUGUACGACCUCUUCAUAGACAAACUACAGCUGGACAUCAUCACACACUGUACCGUGUCUGACAGGUUGAUUCAGGACAGGAUCUGUAAACGUUUGGGAGUACCUAGAGAAGUACUAGAGUGGGACCAGGAGGCCAGAGAGCGGUAUGUGGAGUACGCUAAGAGAGGAACACAGACAGUCCACCACGCCCGGGGGAUGAUUGUAGGAUGUGCUGGGGCCGGGAAAACCACGCUACUUAAACGUCUGCUCGGAUGUAGUGAAGACGAGGUUAAGGAAGUAAAAUCUACUGAGGGAUUGGAGGUGCAUGAGGAAAUAUUCGAUAUAUGUGAUCAAACGAAAUCACUAAAAGGUGAAAAUAAUAACAUUCUAUUUAUAUGA